AGUACAAUUCUGGGGGAACCCAAGUAUAAAAUUAAGAGAAAGCAACAGAAACAAAAGGUUCCGAAAAGACAAACCAAAGUAACAAACACAGUUUCAGUAUUGUGCAGAGUCUGUUCUAGUCUUACUCCACAUACAUGAUAUAUGCACGCCUAGGAUAUAGUUAUGUUUCUCUUACAAAACACUAGUUUCUUGGGUUCUUGAUUUGGUCCUAAAAUCUGCUGAGUUUUCUCUCCUUUUGUUUCAACUUUUUAUUAUACUUUACUGAAUUGUAAGAAUUGAAGCAUGGCUGUUUCAUCAAAGGACUUAAACCUGGUUCAGCAAAUCGAAGAAAUUGGGCAUAGCCUUGGCGAGCUCCCGACAGAAGUCGAUGUGCUUCUGCCUGUUCUUGAUCGGGUUGAUGUUCUUUUGUCGCAAGUGGAGCAGUCACCGAGUCGACAGUUACUAGAUGCGUGUUCUAUUGCUAUGAAAGCAUUGGUUAAGGAGCCUCUUUUGAAACAUUGUGAUGACGAUGUUAAAGUAUAUUUAGCAUCGUGUUUGUGUGAGGUGUUUAGAAUAACGGCACCGGAGUUACCCUAUGAAGAUAAUGAGAUAAAGGAGAUAUUUCGAUUAGUUGUGUCAUCGUUUAAGGACUUAUCUGACAUGUCUAGUAGAUCAUAUUCCAAGCGAGUCUCAAUUCUUGACAAUGUGGCCAGAGUCAGGUCACCUGUUGUCAUGCUAGAUCUUGAAUGUGACUCCCUGAUUGUUGAGAUGUUUUAUAACUUCCUGGGAUCGAUAAGGGAUUAUCAUCCAGAAAGUAUUUUUAAAUACAUGGAAUCAGUUAUGACUCUUGUAAUUGAAGAGAGUGAAGAUGUUUCACUAGAUUUAAUGACCCCAAUACUAGGUGUUCUGAAGAAAGACAAUGAGGACACUCAAACUAUUUCCCAAAAAUUGGGGGAAAAAGUGUUAGAGACAUGCACAGUCAAGAUCAAACCUUAUCUUUUGCAAGCGGUAAAAUCCUUAGGUGGACCUCUAUCUCAAUAUAGUGACAUUGUUUCUUACAUAUGUGAAGAAGCUGGUGUGGUCGAGCAUCACGAUGACAAUGGGUCUAUAAACCAAUUGGAUAAGGCUGAGGAAUCUCUAGAUGAGCCUGCCCAGGUCAUUCCUCCAAAUGUGCACAAUGCCUUGUUGAAUGUUGAUGUGACAAAAGAUUCCAAAGCGGAGAUGGAAUCUCAAAAAUUGAAUGAUGAUCGAGAUAAUGACAAGAAGGAUAGUUUGGUCGAUCAGGAUUCACAUGUUAGUCCACUGCCCUCUUUGGCAAUUGAAAAAGAGGUGGCAUGGGUUUCCUCACCAAAACAAUUCAAGAACAAAGAGGCAGAGAUUUCUUCUGAAAUCCUUAAUGAUCAGAGUCUUUGUGCAAAAGAGAAUCCUAAAGAAGGUACACCAUAUGUAGAUCCUGUUGGUGCAGUGGUAGGUGAUGGAAACGGUGAUUUGCAAGUCACACAACCAAAGGACUGUAAGAUAGUGAACAAUAACUCAUCUAAAGAAGAUAAAUUAGUGGAAGAUAAGAUGGUUGGAGAAAGUAUGCCUCUGGGAAAAGGAACUUCUAGUGAUGUAGUUGUAGUGAAAGUUCUUAGUGAUGAUGUAACGGGAAAAAUCAGCGACUCCAAAAUAAAAGCACAAAAAAUCAAAUUAAAGGACUCCACUUUGGAUGCACCUUGUGAUCAGAGUUCUUUGAAGGAUGCUGACCGAGCCUUUAACAUGUCGGUUAAACGUCAAAAGCGCUCGGAGAGGAAGCAAAUGAAUUUGAAUCAAGAUGACCCAAGGCAAGAGAUAUUGGCUAAAAAAGAUGGUAAAACAGAGAAGGAUGGCAACAGGAUAGACGCUCACAUUCUUACAGAUCCGAUUAACGUUCUUACAGAUACCAAAUCGGAUGAAACUACUAGUGAUUCAGAGACAAAGCCACUUAUCAUGGAGAUCGCAAAGAGAUUAUCUGGUAAAAAACGGAAGGGGAUGACCCUAAAUAAACCAGAGGCUGCGAAUGUGAAAUAUGAGAAAGAGAAGGCUACAAGUGCCCAAUCACCUAAGGAAAAGAAGGUAACUGAUAACAAAAAGGCCCAGCCAUCUGUCAAGGAAGGUCAAAAUGAGACUAAUGUAAUUGAGCCAGAGGAAAAACUUAUCAAGUAUUUUAAGAGAGGGAAGAAAGGGAAUGAUGAAAGCAAGGGAAAGGAGAACACUGAUAUGAAAGAAGAGAAAGUGUCUUUGAAGAGGAAGAAACUGAAGGCUGAAACUGUCCCAGAUGCAGAAAUAUUGAAACAAUCUACUAAGAGGAGGCAGAAAGCUGAUAUUAAAGAUGAUUGCAAAGAGGUAAUUUCUUCCCCUAAAACUGAGCUGUCCUCGAAAUCUGUCAAAGAUGGAAAAUACUCAGAAGAUUCUAAAAUCAAAGACAAUAGAAAGCAAACAGGAAAAAAUAAGGCAAAUGUUGCAUAUGGGGCAAAUCUUGUUGAUUCCAAGAUUAAAGUUUGGUGGAAAGAUGAUCAUGAGUUCUAUGAGGGUGUUGUUGUUUCGUUUGAUCCUGAGAACAAGAAGCACAAGGUACUAUAUGAUGACGGAGAAAUAGAAAUCCUUACUCUUAAAAAUGAGAGAUGGGAAUUUGUCAAAGAUGGAACCAUUAAGAACAAGCAAGAAGGCAAAACUUCUAAUGAGGAUGUUCAAACUAAAUCAUCAAGUAGCAAAGCAAUCAAGUCGAAAAAAGGUGGUACGAAAUCUCCCCCUGAUAACGAGGAAACUCUUACACCCAUAAGCACCUCCGAAUCGAACAAAGGAAAAUCAGCCUCAAAGAGCAAAAGCAAAACACUGCGAGGUGGAAGCAAAAGUGAUGGCAAGGGGACAAAGAGAUCUUAAGGCCUUGAUGUAUUGUAUUUGUGUAGCCAGCAAUGUAUUUGGUUUGGCAAGGCCAUUUGCUGUUACUAAUCUAUAACCAGAACUUGGCAUUGUUAGUGUAGUUUACAUAAAUGAUAUUAACUAUUGUAUUUGCUGGAUUAUUCAAAAGACAUGUAGGACAGUUUAUCUUUUGCUUUUC
Messenger RNA from Daucus carota subsp. sativus, 3058 nucleotides. Its product is annotated as sister chromatid cohesion protein PDS5 homolog C. NCBI's taxonomy places the organism in Eukaryota, Viridiplantae, Streptophyta, Magnoliopsida, Apiales, Apiaceae. The coding region runs from base 283 to 2880 and encodes 865 amino acids. The transcript has 12 exons. Gene Ontology annotation, biological process: DNA repair; mitotic sister chromatid cohesion. The record is from RefSeq and is a predicted model, not a curated record. Gene Ontology annotation, cellular component: chromatin; nucleus.